Molecule: messenger RNA, 1827 nt
Organism: Cladophialophora yegresii CBS 114405
Lineage: Eukaryota; Fungi; Ascomycota; Eurotiomycetes; Chaetothyriales; Herpotrichiellaceae
Exons: 3
Coding region: 1-1827 (608 amino acids)
Biological process (GO): transmembrane transport
Molecular function (GO): transmembrane transporter activity
Source: RefSeq, a predicted model, not a curated record
AUGGCGUCGGCACCCGGCCGCCAUCCACAAUUUAAUAUCCCCUUCAACGAGCCCGAGACAUCAUCGGCCGAGCGCAAAGACACCCACGGAGAAUGGGAUAAGGCUUCAACCGUGAAACCCGAUGAGGACGCUCAACUACAGCAAGCAGAGCAUGUGGGCAGGAGCUUGCCAGACGAGAAGGUCGGCGAGAAGGGCACUGAGCCUGAACCCGAAACCUUUGACAAAAUUGAGAUCACCGAGGAAGACUGCUACAGCGAGUUGGGCUAUUCAUUUCCCGAGUGGAAGAAAUGGACCAUCCUCACUGUGAUCUUUCUGGUACAACUAUCGAUGAAUUUCAAUACCAGUCUUUAUUCAAAUGGCCUCGGGGGCAUCUCGGAAGAAUACAAUGUCAGCAUGCAAGCCGCACGAUGCGGUGCUAUGAUAUUUUUGGUUCUCUAUGCCUUUGGCUGCGAGCUCUGGGCGCCCUGGAGCGAAGAAUUAGGUCGAUGGCCUAUCCUUCAGGCCUCCUUGACUCUGGUGAAUAUCUGGCAACUCCCUGUCGCGUUAGCGCCCAACUUCGCAACCAUUAUGGUGGGUAGAGCUUUGGGUGGUCUCAGUUCUGCUGGAGGUUCUGUAACGCUGGGGAUGAUCGCCGACAUGUGGGAUGCGGACAGUCAACAAUACGCCGUGGCUUAUGUUGUCUUCUCGUCUGUGUUCGGCUCUGUUCUCGGACCCAUCGUCGGCGGGUUCGUGGAAGAAUAUGUCAGCGAUUGGAGAUGGACAAUCUGGAUCCAACUGAUAUUCGGUGGCUUCGUUCAAGCCUGUCACUUUUUCUUCGUCCCGGAAACCCGUUCCACCAUCAUGAUGGAUCGGAUCGCCAAAAGAAGACGCAAGGCCACUGGUGAGAAUAUCUGGGGUCCUAACGAGCUGGAGCCUUUCAGCGACCGUUUCAGCGCCAAAGAGAUUCUCAUCACCUGGAUCCGGCCAUUCAAGAUGUUCCUGACAGAACCGAUCGUCCUUACGCUUUCGCUACUGAGCGGCUUCAGCGAUGCCCUCAUCUUCAUGUUCAUCCAGUCCUUCUCCCUUGUCUACAAGCAGUGGAACUUUGCGAUUUUUGCGGUCGGCCUGGCCUUCCUGCCCUUAGGGGUUGGAUAUAUCAUUGCGUGGCUCUCCUUCAUCCCGGCCAUCAGGCGCAACAUCAACGAAAGAAAGUCGAAGCCCGGCGAUGAAAGAGCGCAAUACGAGUCGCGCUUGUGGUGGCUUCUUUACACUGCCCCAUGUCUGCCUAUUGGCCUGUUCGGAUUUGCCUGGACCAUCCAAGGACCACCUAUCCACUGGAUCGGUUCCAUGAUUUUUGCUGCUCUUGUCGGUAUCGCCAACUAUGCGAUCUACAUGGCUACGAUUGACUAUAUGAUAUGCGCCUAUGGGCCAUAUUCCGCUUCUGCUACGGGUGGUAAUGGCUGGUCUAGAGAUUUCCUUGCUGGUGUGCUUACUGUCCCUGCCACACCAUUCUUUGAGAAUAUUGGAGGACGCCGUCAUCUCAAUUACGCCUGCACCAUCCUCGCCUGUAUCGCCACACUCCUCGUUGUGGCCGUCUAUGUUAUCUAUAUCUAUGGCCCAGUGUUGCGCAAGCGAUCGCCAUUCGCCCAGUCGCUUGCUAACGCGCGUGCCGACAACGAGGGCCGCCGUCUCUCUUACCUGCCUUCUGCAUCUGGAACAUCGGAGUCUAGACGACUUUCGAGAACGAAUACCAAUGCGAGCAGGGAGGCGAAUUCAAGGAGGCAGAGUCAAGCUGAGUUUGUCAGACGACAGAGUAUGCCCCGGCUAGGGAGUGGAAUGGUUCGAUAG